Dreissena polymorpha is the source of this 1506-nucleotide messenger RNA. RefSeq names its product potassium voltage-gated channel subfamily C member 2-like. Gene Ontology annotation, molecular function: voltage-gated potassium channel activity. Gene Ontology annotation, cellular component: membrane; voltage-gated potassium channel complex. The record is from RefSeq and is a predicted model, not a curated record. NCBI's taxonomy places the organism in Eukaryota, Metazoa, Mollusca, Bivalvia, Myida, Dreissenidae. Gene Ontology annotation, biological process: potassium ion transmembrane transport; protein homooligomerization. The transcript is spliced from 5 exons. The coding region runs from base 1 to 1506 and encodes 501 amino acids.
AUGUCAUGGGCGUGCAUAGAUUUACCCCACUACCGGCGCUUUAUGGAGACUCUGGCUGGAAACCGACUUUGUAUGGAAGAUGGGGAGACAAUCUUGAAAGGAAAAGAAAGGGUUGAGAAACUGUGUAACGCCAAGUUCCUGGAAAACUAUAAAGAUUGCGACAAUACCUAUUUCUUUGACAGGGACCCCAAUAUGUUCAUGUCCAUAUUAAACUACAUACGGACAGGCAAACUCCACCUUCCGUCCUACAUUUGCGGACCGGCCGCCAAACUCGAGCUGGACUUUUGGGGCGUGCAGGAGGUGAACAUCCAACCUUGCUGCUGGAUGAACUAUAACGAAGGGAAUUAUACACAGAACGCACUGAACCGGCUCGAGAAAGAUCGGAAACGCAUGCAUCUUCUACACGAGCUGGAAGAUGAAAACAAUACGACACAACCAGAUGUUGAACAGAAACUGAACUGGAGUGAGAAAGUUGACGAAGACCCGGUUAUGAGGGGAGUAAAUGUGAAACAAUGCUCUGGUAAAGCCAGGUGUUUUAAUUUGACUUCGGAAAACGUGCGCAGAAAAGCAUGGCGCUUUUUGAAUCGGUCAAACUCCUCCAAGGGAGCGAAGGCAUUUGGUUACGUUGCACUGCUGUUUGUAGCAAUGUCCAUAUUUUCAUUUAUGGCGGAUACAAUGGAGCAUUUCCAGCACUAUGAGCAAGCUACCGACCAUAUGACAGUUACCAACAACCAAUCAAACACGAGCAUCCAUGGCAACGAUUCAACAACAACGACAUUGGCAAUUCAAAACACAACAUCGGAACCAAGAAAUAUUCAAAUCAAGCACCCGGUGUUGAACAUAAUUGACAUAAUGUGCCUGGCUUACUUUAUAGUCGAGUAUCUUGCAAGACUGUAUUUUUCACCGAAUAAACUCAAGUACGCAAAGUCCCUACUAUCGGUGAUUGACCUACUUGCAAUAAUUCCUGACCUGAUAGAGACACUCGUGCUCUUUUUACAACCAGACCUCCAAGAGAAGUUUAUAGCCGUGGGUUUCAUACGCUACAUUCGCAUUCUCCGGAUAUGCAGGCUCAUCCACCACUCUACGGGACUCUGGAUCCUUAUCUACACCCUCAAGGCCAGUUUCAGCGAGCUGAUGCUUCUCGUCUGGUUUAUGAUCAUCGGUGUCUUCGUCUUCUCAAGUCUUAUUUACUUCGUCGACGAUCGUGAAAAAUUCACGAGCAUUCCAGAAGGUUUCUGGUGGGCAUUGAUUACCAUGACAACCGUAGGGUACGGCGACUUUUAUCCAGUGACUGUUCUUGGAAAGAUUGUGGGCGCGUUCUGUGCUAUGGCGGGUGUGUUGCUGGUCGGUUUCGCCGUGCCCAGUCUUGUGAACAAUUUCCGGUUGUACUAUCAUUACGUGCAUUUGGUAAUUCACAUGGAUAAGCUGAAACUGGUGUAUCAGAAGGCGAAAAAAGAAGCCUUAUGGACGGAACACAUUGGUAAAGAUGAACAACAUAAACAAUGA